Messenger RNA from Eremomyces bilateralis CBS 781.70, 1338 nucleotides. RefSeq lists its product as uncharacterized. The coding region runs from base 259 to 1116 and encodes 285 amino acids. Lineage: Eukaryota; Fungi; Ascomycota; Dothideomycetes; Eremomycetales; Eremomycetaceae. The record is from RefSeq and is a predicted model, not a curated record. The transcript has a single exon.
CGUACGUCCAGCCACCGGAGGUGUACCACCGUCCACCAUUAUAAUAUAUCUCCGUCAGCACCGUUUGUCCGUUCUUUCAAACCCUCUGCUUUAAUUGACGAUUGUUUCACGAUUUGCGGUAUAAUUGACUAACGGUUUUUACUUCAGGCGUCUGAAUUUAUAACAUUCGUUCAUCCCAAACCCAGGAGAGCAAAAGAUUAUUUCCUUGACAGCGAGCGCGGUGGUCGUCCACGGAGAUUGGGACAUCGUUGGUUGAAGAUGGCAUUCUUGAAAAACACUCUAUUUCUGUCUCUCGCUCUUGCAGGAUGCGCAUCAUCGCAGACUCAACCCGAACCGACCAACCCAGAACUCCAACCGGGUGGCAGUAGCAUCCAACCUCUAUUGGAGUCUCUCCUCGGCAAAACCCUCCACAUCAUCCUCCACGACCACCUAGAAUCCAAGUUCCAAGACGGCAUCUUCGAAACCGACACCAACGCAAUCGAAGCCAUCCACAACACCGACCCACCCCUCGCCUCCCGCCUCCUCUCAGCCGCCCACCUCGACCUCCUCCGCCGCCAAACCCCCAACUCCACCACCCCCCCGGAAGAAACCACCCCUUCCGACACUUCUUCCCCACCUCAGGAGACGACUCCCCCAUCGGCCACCAGCACCGCGCACAUCGAAUCCUCCCUCUCCCCUCCCUCAUCCACCGACACUCCACCCACCAACCCUCCCGUCAACGACCCCUCCAUCGACCUCCCUACCCCCUCCUCCGCCAAUAACCCCUCCAGCACCGGCCCAUCCCCACCCAUCUCCACCAUCACCGACCCCUCCAUUGAUCAGGGCACCACUACCGCCCCGCCAUCGCGACUCACCACGACCACCCGCCCCGGUAGUUCAUUAGGGGCUAGCGUGGUGAGUAGCGUCGUGUUGAGCACUAGCACGAUGCCGGACGGGCGCGUGGAGGUGGUGACGAGCUAUACGGUGGUGGGGGGGGAGGCGAUGAGGCCGACGGGGACGGGGGCCGUGGGGGGGCGGGAGGGGGAUCCACAGUUGCAGGGGGGUGGGGGGAGGAUAGGGGUGAUGUGGGUGAUGGUGGGGUUGGCCGGUGCGGUGGGGAUGGCAGUGGGGAUGUGAGAUUAGGGAGGGGAGGAUAUAAACUAUAUGUACUAUGGAAUAAUUGGCGACGGAUAAUUGGCGACAGGAUCAUGAUUACGAAGGGAUAGGCGCUCGUCAUGGCUGGAAGGAAAAAAUUGGAAGGUAAAAAUUGGAAGAACUUCAAGCGCAGGGAGUAUGGGAAUUGUAUUUGUGAAGGCUACCCUACGGAGCGAGUCUACACGCGCUUCAAAACUAUCAGCA